UUCAACUUCCUGGUUAGUGCGAUACCAGAACCCGAUCACCUUAAAAAAUAAAUACUCAAUUCAAAAAUCGAUGCAGAUUACAGCGUUAUAAUAUUUAAAUAUUUAAUUGUAUUAUUUACUAUUAAUAUUAUUAUUAUUUCAUUAUUGAACUGCUGUGCGUGAGCCGUGAGCACGACGCACGUCGCUGGACGACGAUCAGUCGCCAUAUUGAUCGCGUAACGUGUUAUCAAUAUUUUAUUAUUAUUAUUAUUAUUAUUGUGUUCGGCGUUUGUUUUGCGUCUCGCGCCGACCAGCCACACACCGACACCGCACGACGGACGAGUGAUAAAAAAAUAAUUAUUGGCUGUAACACGACAACAGAGCUUGGAAACUCAGCCGCCGCCGCCGCCGCCGCCGCCGCCGCCAGCCGUAUAUGUAUUCCGUAGGCCGUUCCCGUUUGCUGCGGCGUUUCCCCCGUUGGCCGCGUCUGUCACCAUUGUCGACGCAGUUGGAUAAUAAUAAUAAUAAUAAUAGUAAUAAUAACAAUAGCUAUAAAUUGUAUUAUACUUUUGUUGCCAUUGCUGAUUGCUGAUUGCCGACUGUGGAAAAAUGACGGACACGAAACCGCUGUUGGACAGCGAAGAUUCGACCGCCCAAAAAGCUUCGGAAGCAGAGUCUCCUUCAUCUUCCAUUAUUGAUUCCAAUACAUUAUCUACUAAUGUACCAAAUGAAAAUUCAGAAUUUACAGUUCCUGAAAUGGGACCUGAAAAUGCUGCUUCUAAAGUAACAUGUAGAGUUUGUCAAGAAAUGAUUGAUGUAAUUGGUAAAAGGGAACAACAUGUUGUAAAAUGUAAUCGCUGCAAUGAAGCCACUCCUAUUAGAAGUGCUCCAGCAGGCAAGAAAUAUGUACGCUGUCUGUGUCAUUGUCUUUUGAUUUGCAAAAGUACAUCACAACGUAUUGCUUGUCCCCGUAUAAACUGCAAAAGAGUUAUAAACUUAGCACCAAGUCCUGUAACACCGCCGAUUCCUCAGGUUCCAGGCAUGUGUCGCGUUACUUGUGUACACUGCCAGGAUACAUUCCUUUUUAAUAUGUUACAAAACGCAUUGGCCAGAUGCCCGCAUUGCCGUAAAGUGUCUUCUGUUGGCCCCGAAUUUGCUAAAGCAAAAGCCAUUUUUUUCCUCAUUUUAUCUGUAAUACUGUUUAUUAUUGGCGGAGGUGUUGUAUUCUUCACAUAUUCAAAUGCAAAGGCUCACAGCGGUUAUUUCAUUAUUCACAUUGGUGUCCUCAUCUUAACACUUUUAGCACUUUGGAAAUGUCUAUAUUAUUGCCGAAUUAAGGUCAGCUCUAUUGAUGGACCUGUUUAAAAAUAAUAAUAAAUUGUAUCCUUAGAAUAUUGGCCAUUUUAAAUGUUAAAAAAAUUUAUUUUAUACUAUGGUAAAUAAUUAUUGUAGUUUUAUACCUCGUUUUUUUUUUUUUUGUUUAAUAUGAAUUGUAUUUGUUGGAUCUUAUAAUAUGAAGAAAACGAUUCUAUUUACAAGUGUACACUUGUGCAGUGAUGUUGAAUAAUAAUAAUAAUUCUAUAUUAUUACUAUUGUUGAUGACGAUAAUCUUCUAUUUUAAGUAAAACAAAAAAUAAAAUAAAAUGAUUAAGACAUUCUUCAAUCUAACAUUUACAAAAUUUACGUCUGUUCCAGAUAACUUAAGUUUAAUAAUUAAAAUAUGUUAUGUAUCCAAUAAUAAUAAAAAUAAAUAAAAAAAUAUAUUAUGAUUUCUUAA
Messenger RNA from Metopolophium dirhodum (rose-grain aphid), 1756 nucleotides. Its product is annotated as type 1 phosphatidylinositol 4,5-bisphosphate 4-phosphatase. Gene Ontology annotation, biological process: phosphatidylinositol dephosphorylation. The transcript is spliced from 7 exons. Lineage: Eukaryota; Metazoa; Arthropoda; Insecta; Hemiptera; Aphididae. The record is from RefSeq and is a predicted model, not a curated record. Gene Ontology annotation, cellular component: lysosomal membrane; late endosome membrane; phagocytic vesicle membrane. Gene Ontology annotation, molecular function: phosphatidylinositol-4,5-bisphosphate 4-phosphatase activity. Bases 589 to 1344 code for a protein of 251 amino acids.